Panthera uncia (snow leopard) is the source of this 2751-nucleotide messenger RNA. RefSeq names its product L-gulonolactone oxidase. The transcript has 13 exons. Bases 1 to 1647 code for a protein of 548 amino acids. The record is from RefSeq and is a predicted model, not a curated record. Gene Ontology annotation, cellular component: membrane. Lineage: Eukaryota; Metazoa; Chordata; Mammalia; Carnivora; Felidae. Gene Ontology annotation, molecular function: D-arabinono-1,4-lactone oxidase activity; FAD binding.
AUGGAAGAGACGGAGGCCUGGAGGCCAGAAAGGCUGCAGUGGAGUCCCCCAGACUUGGCCCUUCUUGGUGGGAGAAGCCUCAUAGGAGAGCUGAAGGCCAGCUCCAAGUCCUUCUUGGGCCACCAGGCCCACUCGCGCAACCCCUUCCCCAGUGUCCCUGCUGGACCGGAGUACGCCUUCGGCCGGGUCCCUCAGAGAGCUUCCCACCGGCCCCUGGCUCAGCGCCCCGCCCCGGCCUCCCAUCCUGCAUUGGCGGGAGCCCGGGAUGGCCGUCGGGGCAGCGCGCGGCCACAUGUCUGUGAUGACCCAGCUCUUUUCCUGUCGCAGGUCCAUGGGUACAAAGGAGUCAAGUUCCAAAACUGGGCUAGGACCUACGGCUGUUGCCCAGAAAUGUACUACCAGCCCACGUCCGUGGAGGAGGUCAGAGAGGUGCUGGCCCUGGCCAGGCAGCAGAACAAGCGGGUGAAGGUGGUGGGAGGUGGCCACUCACCCUCGGACAUCGCCUGCACCGAUGGCUUCAUGAUCCACAUGGGCAAGAUGAACCGGGUGCUGCAGGUGGACACAGAGAAGAAGCAGGUGACUGUGGAGGCCGGCAUUCUCCUGUCUGACCUGCACCCACAGCUGGGCAAGCAUGGCCUGGCCUUGUCCAACCUGGGAGCCGUGUCAGACGUGACUGCAGGGGGCGUCAUUGGGUCCGGAACGCACAACACAGGGAUCAAACAUGGCAUCCUACCCACCCUGGUGGUGGCGCUGACCCUGCUGACGGCUGAUGGGACCAUUCUUGAAUGCUCCGAGUCCAGCAACGCGGAGGUGUUCCAGGCCGCGCGGGUGCACCUGGGCUGCCUGGGAGUCAUCCUCACCAUCACCCUGCAGUGUGUGCCUCAGUUCCACUUGCAGGAGAUCUCCUUCCCCUCAACCCUGGAUGAGGUUCUCGACAACCUGGACAGCCACCUGAAGAAAUCCGAAUACUUCCGCUUCCUCUGGUUCCCGCACAGCGAGAACGUCAGCGUCAUCUACCAGGACCACACCAACAAGCCCCCCUCCUCUUCAGCCAACUGGUUUUGGGACUAUGCCAUUGGAUUCUAUUUACUGGAGUUCCUGCUCUGGAUCAGUUCCUUCCUGCCAGGCCUCGUGGGCUGGAUCAAUCGCUUCUUCUUCUGGCUCCUGUUCACGAGGAAGAGGGAAAGCAGCAACCUCAGCCACGAGAUCUUCACCUAUGAGUGCCGCUUCAAGCAGCAUGUCCAGGACUGGGCCAUCCCCAGAGAGAAGACCAAGGAGGCACUGCUGGAACUGAAGGCCGUGCUGGAGACCCACCCCAAGAUGGUGGCCCACUUUCCUGUGGAGGUGCGCUUCACCCGGGGGGAUGAUAUCCUGCUGAGCCCCUGCUUCCAGAGGGACAGCUGCUACAUGAACAUCAUCAUGUACAGGCCCUAUGGCAAGGACAUACCACGGCUGGACUACUGGCUGGCCUACGAGACCAUCAUGAAGAAGGUCGGGGGCAGGCCCCACUGGGCCAAGGCCCACAACUGUACCCGGAAGGACUUUGAGAAAAUGUAUCCAGCCUUUACAAAGUUCUGUGCCAUCCGAGAAAAGCUGGACCCUACUGGGAUGUUCCUGAAUGCGUAUCUGGAGAAGGUGUUCUACUGAAGCAGAAACAGAAUAAAUUGAGCGAACCCCAUCCCAUCCCUCAGGUCCACCUCCAGGAGGUUGAAGGCUCAAUGUCCCCACUGGCCUGAUGGGGAGCAGACCUCUUUCCGCGGGCCCUCUGCCACGGCACCCACAGCUGCUCCCACCCACAGCCGUGAGCCUGGAUCUAGGCAGGGCUCCCCACUCUCUUCCUUCCUUUAUCCCUGCAACAACCCCAUGCAAGGAAGAGCACCCAAAUCUCUACAUCUCCUUGCGCCAGCCCUCUUCCCUGAACCUACAGUCACCACAUUCUUUCCCAGGAAAUAGAGAAACCCUGAAAUGUUAUGUUUCUUGAAGAGGGCAGGCCUUCGGUCAUUCACAGCUUCCACCUGCCGGCUAGUUGUCUGUGACUCCAGGGCCCCCAUUAACGUGUGUCUGGGCACAGCAGUCCUGUGUACUGUGUCCUGCCUCCUGUCACCCUUGAGGGUUUUUCAGAUGCCCAGGUGCGUGCCCACCUGCCCUGGGACUGCCCUCUUCCAGUUUCUCCCCGUCCCCCUGACCUCCCAUCGCCUGACCUUCAAGCAUGGCUGCUUCAGGGGAUGUUUGGGGAGUGGGACUCUCCUUGCCUUCUUUUAAAUAAAGACCAAGAAUUGAUUCACUCUCUGCACCCUCCUCUUCAUCUCCAGGUAACAGGAGGCUCCCUAAUUUCCUGGCUUCCCUCCAGAGCUCAUGGGUCUUGAGCCUGCCUGGAAAAUGUCCUUCCCAUUCCUUUUGCAAACUUAGUUUCAACUUGCCUCUGACCUACCACACUUUGUGAUCAUUCUUUUGUGAGCAUUCAUGGAACAUCCAGUAGGUGUCAGGUGCUUGGGGGGAUUAAGAGAACAUUAAGACAGGUUUCUGACCUCAAGAAACUUAUAUGCUAAUCUCCUAUCUCAUAAAAGGAUAAUAUCCAUGGUAUGUGAGGAUCUCUUAACAACUCAACAACAACGACAACAACAGAUGUAUGAAUAGGCAAAGGACUUGAGUCGACUUUUCCCCAAAGAAGAUAUCCAGAUGGCCAGUAAGCACAUGAAAAGAUGUUCCGCAUCACUAAUCUUUAAGGAAGUGCAAAUAAAACCUCAAUGA